Molecule: messenger RNA, 2287 nt
Organism: Phalaenopsis equestris
Lineage: Eukaryota; Viridiplantae; Streptophyta; Magnoliopsida; Asparagales; Orchidaceae
Product: probable pectinesterase/pectinesterase inhibitor 12
Exons: 2
Coding region: 468-2069 (533 amino acids)
Biological process (GO): cell wall modification
Molecular function (GO): pectinesterase inhibitor activity; pectinesterase activity
Source: RefSeq, a predicted model, not a curated record
AAUAAGUGGUCUUUAUAGUUCUGGAGACAUCUGAAGAUAUUUGCUAAACUGAUCUUCCCAUUAGUUAGGCCACGACCUCUGUACCGGGUCGGCUCCCUCCGGUUUGGAGACAAAUUCAGACGGACUUAAAACCGAAUCAGAUCAGCUCGAAGACCGAAUCAUUAACGACCAUGUUAGUUACCUCAGGAUUCAUUAAGCUUAAGAAUUUGGUCACCGUCCUGAAGGCGACCUAUGUUUUCCGAUCCAAGUCCACCAAGUACCAGUUUUCUCCGCUCUCACCCAAAUCCAAUAAAUCCUCGAUCCUCCCCCAAAAAUUAGCCAUUUCCGUAAAACACCCACCUGCCGCACUUAUCCUUCUUCUUUCUGCAUUUACUUAACUUUCCUCACGGGCUCGAAAUCUGUAAUUUGAUCAAUUAAAUAUCCGGCUCAUUUCCCGAUUACAUCGGCUGAAAUCAACAUACCCUCUCAUGGCUUCAUCUCCAAUCGCCCUUCUUCUCAUUCUUUUCCUCUUCUUCUCCCGUCCAUCCUCCGCCACUCCAACCACCAAUAACUCAAGCGACCAUCAGCUAACCAUCUGCAAAUCCACUCCCUUCCCAAAACUCUGCCUUGACUCCCUCAAACUCUCCAUCUCCAUCUCCAUCAACCCCACCCUCCUCUCUAUCCUCCUCCACUCGCUCGAAUCCGCCGUCUCCGCUGUUUCAAACAUCUCACCACUUCUAAGCUCCCAUUCCAUCUUCGAAGCCCAGCGCGGCGCUCUUCAGGACUGCGGCGAGCUCCACUCUUCCACCCUCUCCUCCCUCCACCGCUCCUCCUCCCUUCUAAGCUCCUCCACCUCAGCCAAAGCUGUCGCCGAAGCUCAGGCUCAUCUAAGCGCUUCCUUAACCAACAAAGAAACCUGCCUUGAAGGUCUUGCCGGCGCGAGGGGCGCGCAGGUACCCGCGCUCGUCAAUGCAUUGACCAACUCGUACCGUUACGUCAGCAACUCCCUCUCCCUCGUAUCCAGUUCCAGCAACCAUGGGCGUCGAGGCCGGAAGCUGGAGGCAGAGCCUUCGCCGGGAUGGCUUAGAACUCAGGAAAAGCUGCUGUUGGAUAGCGGAGAUUACAGUGGGUAUGAUACGGCGUCGGUAUUAACGGUGGCGGCAGACGGAAGCGGGAACUUCAGCACGGUGGGGGAAGCUGUAGCGUUCGCACCCAAUAACAGCGCGGAUCUCACGAUUAUUGUGGUGAGAUCGGGGGUGUACAAUGAGAACGUAGAGAUUCCAAACUAUAAGACGAACAUAGCGUUAUUGGGGGAGGGCAGCGACGCGACGUUUAUUAAAGGCAACCGGAGCGUCGGCGAUGGAUGGACUACUUUUCGGUCGGCAACCGUCGCUGUCUCCGGACAAGGAUUCCUGGCCCGUGAUCUAACCUUCCAAAACACCGCCGGUCCGACGAAAGGCCAAGCCGUUGCCCUGCGCAUCAACGCCGACUUCUCCGCCGUUUAUCUCUGCACCAUCGACGGCUACCAAGACACCCUCUACGUCCACUCCUUCCGCCAAUUCUACCGCGAAACCCACGUCUUCGGCACCGUCGACUUCAUCUUCGGCAACGCCGCCGCCGUCUUCCAAGCCUGCAACCUCAUCGCCAAGAAGCCCAUGCCUGGCCAAUCUAACAUCGUCACCGCGCAGUCCCGCGACGAUCCCAACGAAAGCACCGGCAUCUCCAUACAAAACUGCUCCGUGCUGGCAUCAGAGGACCUCGCGUCGGAUAAAGGGGGGACGAAGACCUAUUUGGGGAGACCGUGGCGGCUGUAUUCGACGACGGUGUUUAUUGAAUCUUUUAUUGAUGGACACGUGGAUCCGGCGGGGUGGACGAAGUGGUCGCAGGAGCGGGGGGAGGAGGGAUUGGAUACGUUGUAUUACGGGGAGUACAUGAAUUUUGGGCCGGGAGCGGCGACGGAGAACAGAGUUGCGUGGCCAGGGUUUCACUUGAUGGAGUAUGAUGACGCGUAUAAUUUUACGGUUUCGGAAUUUAUAUACGGAGAUAUGUGGCUGGAUUUCGACUCCGUUCCGUAUGAUGAUGGUAUUUGAAUCUGAGGUUGGGAAGCGUUAAUGGAAGGCUACAGGAAUGUGUUUUUUUUGUCCGGGCAGAUGAGCGUUCGAUUCAGUAUUUUUAAGAUUCUUCAAUUUAUUUUUAAGUGCAUGUAUUGGAGUACAGGAUUACAAAAAUGUUCAUUUAGUGCUUCGCUAAAGGGAUCAGAGCUUUUUGGCUCCGCAGUUGCAGGUGCUCUUAAAGGGCUAACUAUUUU